This is a messenger RNA of Pisolithus orientalis, 395 nucleotides long. RefSeq lists its product as uncharacterized. The transcript is spliced from 2 exons. Lineage: Eukaryota; Fungi; Basidiomycota; Agaricomycetes; Boletales; Pisolithaceae. The annotation marks the transcript as partial. The record is from RefSeq and is a predicted model, not a curated record.
CCUUUCAAAUGGUGUAUGGUAUGUUUCGCUUGCUGCAGUGGAUGUAGAAGGAUCUCUGGAUUUGCAGUUGGAGGCACCUUCAGACGAUUUUGCAAAUAUCUCGCGACAGGAUUCGCGGAUUCCCUCCGUUCUUUUUUUACCAUGUUAGUCGCAUUCCCCUCUACUGAUGCCCCUCGUUUCACAGCGUUCCGAGCAGUUGUUGUUCGGCGACGAACUACCUUUGGGUUGACUGGGGGGAGUCAAGAUCUCAAGGCCCCCUCAGAUGUACGGAGUUGGUUUUCCCUGUGAAGGGAUUUGGUUUAUGUGCUUUAUUUUUGUUGUUUUCCUUUCUGACUUAUGACUACUGUGUUUUAGUACGCAUUUUUGCUUGCUUAGUCAGCACCCUUAGCACCCAG